Molecule: messenger RNA, 5692 nt
Organism: Alosa sapidissima (American shad)
Lineage: Eukaryota; Metazoa; Chordata; Actinopteri; Clupeiformes; Clupeidae
Gene: appbp2
Product: amyloid beta precursor protein (cytoplasmic tail) binding protein 2
Exons: 13
Coding region: 240-2003 (587 amino acids)
Biological process (GO): intracellular protein transport
Molecular function (GO): protein binding
Source: RefSeq, a predicted model, not a curated record
AUUGCGUAGUCUGAUGAAUGUUGGGGAACCGAGGGGGUGUUGGAACGGGAGGGCUAAACAUGAGAUUAUGACAGAGGGGUUGCAUUCAUAAUCCGACCGACGAUUGCCGUGUUUUAUUUUGAUAUUGCAGUGGAGGGGUGUAUGACGACUAGCACAGAAAAUACUUGUACCUCUGUAAGGUAGCGAGGGAAGUGAAAGUAGGAGGGGGGGCGGUGUUGGAUUUAGAGAAGGAAAACAAUAUGGCCGCAGUGGAGUUAGAAUGGAUCCCAGAAACACUGUACAACACUGCUAUAUCAGCAGUGGUGGACAAUUACAGUCGAUCGCGAAGAGACAUUCGGUCUCUUCCUGAAAACAUACAGUUUGAUGUAUAUUACAAGCUUUACCAGCAGGGCCGGCUUUGUCAGCUGGGAGGGGAGUUCUGUGAGCUGGAGGUCUUCGCCAAAGUCCUACGCGCUUCUGACAAAAGACACCUGCUACACCACUGCUUCCAAGCUUUGAUGGACCAUGGUGUUAAAGUGGCCUCAGUUUUGGCCAACUCCUUCAGCCGUCGGUGCUCUUACAUCGCCGAAUCCGACGCCCAUGUCAAAGAAAAAGCCAUACAGUUUGGCUUUGUUUUAGGUGGCUUCCUGUCGGAUGCUGGUUGGUAUGGUGAUGCGGAGAAAGUCUUUCUGUCCUGUCUCCAGCUUUGUACACUCCACGAUGAAGUCCUGCAUUGGUAUCGGGCCGUGGAAUGCUGUGUGAGGUUGCUCCACGUCCGUAAUGGCAAUUGCAAGUACCACCUGGGAGAGGAGACGUUCAAACUGGCCCAGUCUUACAUGGACAAACUCGCCAAGCACGGCCAUCAGGCCAACAAAGCGGCUCUCUACGGAGAGCUGUGCGCCUUGCUCUUUGCGAAAAGCCACUAUGACGAGGCAUACAGGUGGUGUAUAGAGGCUAUGAGAGAGAUAACCGUGGGCCUGCCGGUCAAAGUGGUGGUGGACGUCCUCAGACAGGCCUCCAAGGUAGCAUGUGUUGUUAAACGGGAGUUCCGGAAGGCCGAACAACUCAUAAAACAUGCAGUAUUUCUGGCAAGGGAACACUUUGGACACAAGCACCCAAAGUACUCUGACACUCUACUAGACUAUGGGUUCUACUUACUUAAUGUAGACAAUAUAUGUCAAUCAGUCGCUAUUUACCAGACCGCCCUUGAUAUUCGGCAAUCUGUGUUCGGAGGGAAGAAUAUCCAUGUAGCCACAGCGCAUGAGGAUCUAGCGUACUCCUCAUAUGUGCAUCAGUACAGCUCUGGUAAAUUCGACAAUGCACUAUUCCACGCAGAACGUGCCAUAGACAUCAUAACUCACAUUCUCCCAGAGGACCAUCUGCUGCUGGCCUCAUCCAAAAGGGUGAAAGCUCUCAUCCUGGAGGAGAUAGCCAUCGACUGCCAUAACAAAGAGACUGAGGAGAGGCUACUGCAGGAGGCCCACGACCUGCACCUCUCCUCCCUCCAGCUGGCCAAGAAGGCCUUCGGGGAGUUCAACGUCCAGACUGCCAAACACUACGGCAACCUGGGCCGCCUCUACCAGUCCAUGCGCAAGUUCAAGGAGGCGGAGGAGAUGCACAUCAAGGCCAUCCAAAUCAAGGAGCAGCUCCUGGGGCAGGAGGACUACGAGGUGGCGCUGUCCGUUGGACACCUGGCCUCCCUCUACAACUACGACAUGAACCAGUACGAGGACGCUGAGCGCCUCUACCUGCGCUCCAUCGCCAUCGGCAAGAAGCUGUUCGGGGAAGGCUACAGUGGACUGGAGUAUGACUACCGGGGUCUGAUCAAACUGUACAACUCGGUGGGCAACUACGAGAAGGUGUUUGAGUACCACAACAUACUAUCCAACUGGAACCGCUUGAGGGACAGGCAGUUUGCAGUGGCUGACGCGCUAGAGGACGUCAACACCAGCCCCCAGGCCACCGACGAGGUGGUUCAGUCUUUCCUGCUGUCGCAGAGCCACGGGGCCAGUCACCCCUGUUAGGGGGCCUGACGGCGUCCAGCGACGCACACUCACACACUCAAACCCACACAAACACCCACCACACGAAAACACACAAACAGUCAUUCAGCAGGAUCAUUCAUGUACACAAUCACACAUAAAUGUGCUUUGUGCACACACACACACACACACACACAUUAACAGUUUGACACAUACUUGUACUCACAUGGUUCACCAUUGACUCGUUUGGCGUCGGGUGUCUGGUCCCCACACGGAUUUCGCUGGAACUGCAAUGGAACCUGGUGCUAUCAGGGGAGCCUCCUCCUCAAGCCUGAGACCCCGAGGCUCUCCAUACCAGCCAGCCUGCACCAGCCGACCCUCCCAACCCACCACCACCACUACCAAACCCCACAACAGACCACCACGGGCCUGCAGUUCUGGGCUCUGAGGAGGGCCCAGUUGGGAUCAAACGGCAUGCCGUCUGGUUCAGGUUCAACCUCUGAAUUGAACAAAAACCAAUCCGAGGGAGAUUGUGAUUUUAUCUGACUUCUGCAACAUGAGAGGAAGAGGAGGAUAUGAAGAGGAAAAAAUGGAGAUGAAAAGGACAGAAAUGACAAAAAGAAGAUAACCCAAGCCCUCCUUUUAAUUGUAUAAUGCCCUCUAAGUUUUUGUUUUUUCUCUCCUGUGUUUAUUUUAUCUGUUGUACCUGAACAUUUGAGUUGCUUCACGCGUCAUGGGAAUUCAGAGUCCACGGUGUUCCCACGCUCUCACCCCCCCCCCCCCCGCAUGUGUGCCGUGUUUAGGGUUGGAUUGAGCAUGUCCUGACGGCCCUCCAGAAACUGGUUGGGCUCUGUGUGUCCACAGAAAGUGCCAGAAAGAGCUCCGCGCUCUCCUUUCCGCAGAUAAUGAUGAGUGAAGGAAUACCCAUGGUAAUGACCAUUACUGACCUGGGGGGGGGGGGGGGGAAGAGAGAGAAAGUACAAAGGAAAGACAAAAAGGAAAAGAAAAGAAAAACUGUCAGUCUAAGGUCAGACACAAGGCCCAUUACUGCUUCUGAUUGGACCACAAUGUGUCUUCUGUCACUAGAGAAUUCUAUGGACCAGAGGGUUAUACUAAUGUUUUGGAUGCAAACAUGUUCUGAAAGUUUUCAGUUUUAUUAUUAUUAUUAUUAUUAUUAUUAUUAUUAUUAUUUCUUUUUUGUAUUCUCUGACAUGUUUAAGUAGAAACCUAGUUUAAUUUAAAUGCCAAUAAUUUAUAUGCAAAGCGUGCUAUAACUUAGAUUUAACAUUGCAUAUAGAUGAGCCAAAUGGACUUCUUUGGACUUGGAUGGGAGCAUUUAGCUGCUGGCUCUGACCGUAGUGGGGUCCAGGGGCCGUGGCGAUUAGGGCAUCGGUCUACACAAGGAGGGGAGACCAUGUUGCUCUGGCUCUCUGAGCUGUGUCUCCUACCAGUCACCGCACCAACUCCAGGGGCGAGCAGGCUUUUCUUCAAAGCAGUCAUCAAUAUCCAUUCAGACCUUUUAUGCGACCCCCCCCUCGAUGGAAUUGCUUUCAUGGAGCCGCCCUCCCUGGCCCACAGCUGUCAGGGGACUGUGUAGGAAAGAGCUGACGGGUGCACCUGUUUUUGUAAAGGGGGCUCACCCCCAGGGCGAGGGAGAGUGUGUGUGGGGGGCUGUGGUAAGAGAAGUGCCCAUGCAUGCAGAGCAUUUACGUUUGUGAGGGGUACAAUAGUUCACCCACCAUCUAAUCCUAUAUAAGGACCCACAGUGGUCCUUGUGGGACACAGAUCUGGAAGAUGUUGGAGCAGUUGACCAACAUGGUGUCUACUUCCCUCCACGUCCGACCGGCCCUCCACCCCAUUCUGUUACGCUGUUUUCCCCCAAAGAUUGGCUCUCGGGGGGGGUUGCAAAGUUGAGUUUACAAGAUUAUAAUUGCCUGCUUCUAACAAGCUGAAUCACAGCACUGAAGAGAAUUGUUAACACCGUGUCCUGGACUAUGGUUACAAACCGUUUUAAAAGAAAGUGAUUUGGAGUCUAUGUUUUCGUCUAGAUAUCACAUUGUUCUCCCAUAAGUGGUAGUGCACCAUGUUGUCUUCAGUCGUGUGACCUUUUUUUUUCCCCACCCUCCUAUCUUUUUUUAGUUAUUGUAAGACGCUGAACCGUGCCCCGGCUUCAGUGCAGUGGCGGAACGUAUUUUGGACAUGCUGUUGGUGUUGAUCUCUCACAGUAGUGAGUCUUGGACGUGUGGAUCUUACCCAGCUGGUUCUUGUGACACCGAGGGCCCCAGCUCUAGCUGAAGUCCAAGCCUUAGCCUUAAAGGACGCUCAGCUAGCAGUGCUUUGGCUCUCAGCAGCCUUUCUUUCGACUUCGCUCUCUUUUUUCGUUGUUGCUUUUGCAUCCUCUUGAAUCCCCAACAAGCCGACUGCUGUGGGUAGUUAUCACAGACACGGCAGAGGCUUCAGCCUGGCUUAGACGAUCCUCAGGAUCAUCUUGGCAGCGUGCAAGUUCCUGUUUUUGAGUCCGUGUAGGCGGAGACAAAAACACACCAUUACAGACACACACACACACACACACACACAUCCCCAAGGCCAGAUGCGGAGAGAACCCUGAAUGGCAGGAAAGGAGGUGUGUUUUUGGCAAAGUGACCCAAGCUUGUACAGAUGAGUGGGAAAAGGGCAUCACAGGGCCGAGGGAGGGGAUGUGAGGAAAUAGGGGGAUUGCCUUGCGUGUAGAAAAACAAAACAAAAUUAAAUUGGACAAGUGGAACAUUUAUAAAUAAAAGCUGUGAUAUCGGGAAAAAAACAAUGCUGAAAGUGCAUUUCCAUUUCAUCGACCUUUAGCAGAGUAAAAUCAUUGGAUGUGACGGUGUAAUAAAAAAAAAAUAGCAUUAAGCUUUUUCCUCUCCUAUUGACAGACAAUAAUUUCACACCACCACCACUACGCUAUGGGUAGCCAGUGUAAUCCACAUACAGCACUGACACAAAAUACAAGAUAACUUUUAUUUGAUGGUCCCUCCUCACUUGCAAAUGUUACACACCCAUAUUAAUUUACACAAAUGUGUGAAGAAAACAAAAAAUGUAGUUCUGAAUGAAUGCUUUCUUGUGAAUGUUGAUUUAAGGGCUCAUUUUUUUUUUUUACCUCAAGUGGUAUUUCUUUGCUUUGGUUUUUUAUUUUAUUAUUGGCGAUUAAUUCCAUUGGUUUGUGUGUGGGUUGUACAUUAAGGGCCUAAAAGUUAUCAGUGUGGGUUACAGCAGCAUCCAAAAUGGUAAAUAACCUGAAGUCCUCCAAUGAAGCCCCCCCCCCCAUGUCAGUGUUCUCACACAAAGAAUAGCUGGCCUUUACUUGCAUGUUUUGAGUAAUUCUAUGUAGAUAUAGGUAUAGAUAUAGAUGCUAAAGAUUACUCCACUGGUGAACUUUACAAUAACGUACAUGCUAGAAGGACCAGCUUCUGUAUAGAUAUGACACCUGUAAGUAUGAUUAUAUGGAAAAAAAGUGACAUUUUGUGCCUCUGAAAUCAAAACGGAAUUACAUCCCAAAUGAACUUGUCAGAGAAUUUUAAAAAUGGAAUUGUCCAUUCACUUAUAUCAACACUGUGGGAUGCUUGAGAGUGAUGUGCUAACAAUGGUGGAAUGACUUGUGACUGUUGUACAUUGUAUGGGUGUACUGAGCGGGCGCUGAAGCUGUUCCACAGCAAGAGUUGAAGCAAUGUUACUAAUAAAUACUGGUUUCUACA